Messenger RNA from Talpa occidentalis (Iberian mole), 503 nucleotides. RefSeq names its product BCL2 interacting killer (gene BIK). The coding region runs from base 42 to 485 and encodes 147 amino acids. Gene Ontology annotation, biological process: apoptotic mitochondrial changes; male gonad development; apoptotic process. The transcript is spliced from 5 exons. NCBI's taxonomy places the organism in Eukaryota, Metazoa, Chordata, Mammalia, Eulipotyphla, Talpidae. The record is from RefSeq and is a predicted model, not a curated record.
CUGCCGGCGUCGGGAGGUGGGGACCCGCGGCCAGAGAAGACAUGUCUCGAGUGGGACCCGUCUCCAGGAGCCUCUUCUUGGACAGCCUCCUGUAUGAGCAGGCCCCCGAAGCUCUGGGGGUACCCGGCAUGACCGACGUCAUGGAGUCCAGCGACCCCGAGUCGUCCCCUGGCAGGGACAGCAGCCCUGACGACGUGGCCAUGCGGCUGGCUUUCAUCGGGGACGAGAUGGAAGUGAGGUGGACGCUGCCGCGCAUCGCCGAGCUGCCUGGGAUGGCGGUGCACAGCCUGACCUUCACAUACAACCAGACAGGCCUGAGGGGCGUUUUUAGAAGUUUCAUCAGUGGCCUCGCUAACCUCAGGGAGAACAUAAGGUUCUGGAGCUUCUUGAUCUUCAGGGACAGGGUGCCCGGGCUCCGGGGCCGCGAGCUGGUGCUGUCCAUGCUGCUGCUGCUGCUCUGCUGGGGGCUCUACGUCCUGCAGUGACGCCCACGCGGCGUGGGG